Messenger RNA from Aspergillus japonicus CBS 114.51, 882 nucleotides. RefSeq lists its product as uncharacterized. Lineage: Eukaryota; Fungi; Ascomycota; Eurotiomycetes; Eurotiales; Aspergillaceae. Bases 194 to 745 code for a protein of 183 amino acids. The record is from RefSeq and is a predicted model, not a curated record. The transcript has 2 exons.
GUGAGUCGAGUCGUGCUCCCCUUUUCCUCCGAGCCUCAACCCUCACUCCCACUCCCUAAUCCCCUCUUCCGUCCGAAGGUGCGGCAACGCAAUCACUGGCAGUAAUGCACCCAACAAGCCUAUUCAUACCCUCCCCACUCCCCCCCAAACCAAGGGGGAUCCAGCGGGAAGAACACUCCGAUGACAAUUGUUCAUGCACUUGUCAUAUCCCUUCCGACACCACUGGGCGUUGGCCUCGUCCGCCGGGGCGGGCGCGGCGUCGUCGACGACGGCCGCUGCCUGGACGGUGUCCGGUUCGGCGUCGGCGGUGGGCACCGCGAGGGCCAGCGAGGUGAGCAGGAGGGUGAGAGGGAUGAUGAAGCGCAUUUUGACUUGGCCUGGCUUGGCUUGGGUCGGGGGUUCGCUUUGGAUCAGAGAAUGGGUUUGUUGGGGCUUGUUUCUGGUGUUCUCGCGUUGGUGUACUCGGAUGGCGAUGGAGAGAGUGGUCGUGGUGGAGAUGGAGGGGAGUAUUUAUAUCGUUUCUUCGCGCAUUUUUCCUGAGCCUUCGGUGCUUGAGAUGGGGAUGGCGAAUGGAUUGCGGAUUGGUACGAUUUUGGUGUUCGUAUCUCCUCGUUCAGCAGCUCCAUUUUCCACCGAGUUGCGCGUGUCUUCUGACCUUUGGUGGUGUUGCGAUGCUGAUGCUGAUGCUGAUGCUGAGAGGGUGGUGGUGGAGGAGGGAUACGUUCCGAUGGUGAUACAAUUUUGAGGGUUAUUGGGAUUGUCGUCUUUGUCGUCGGGACAGAAGAGGGAGAAGGAGAGAGAUGUGGCAUGGGUCGACAUGGUGCUUCUAUGUCUGGGUUGGCUGAGUGGUGCCGUUGACUCAUGGGGGCCGUUUGGGUUCUG